CCACUUGCAUCGAGAAACGACUACAAAACCUAUCGCGGAGACUUCUAACAAUCCCAAUCUCUUUACGCGGCCGCUACUUUUUACCUAAUUUGCGAUUAUCUCUUCUUCUUCUUUUUCUUUUCUCUCUCUGUCUCUGUAUCUGUUUGAAUAUGUGUAAAAAUAUCUAGAUUUCUUUUGUUUGUGAAUAUUUAGGGCUAUGUUUUCUGUUUCAAUAGCGAUUUAGUUUCUACCUAUCGGUUCUGAUUUGGUUCUGUCUCGUCGAUUUGGUUCUGUUUCGUUGAUUUGGUUCUGUUUCGUUGAUUUGGUUUUUCUUCUGAAGAUCUAACAGCUCGUUGAUACAUUGAAAUGAGUCAUCCACAGGAUCCACACAGGGCUUUCUUCCCAUUUGGAAAUCCAUUCCGAAUGAUAUUACCUAAGGGCUUGUAUCUCUCUCAUAAGCUUCUGGCAUUGUUGAAUGCGUUUGAGGAUACCUUGGCAGAGAGGAUUAGGAAGCUUAAGCCAAUAGACAGGGAAGAUGUCCUUAGCUUAUCAUGGAUGAGAUUGGCAAUGGAGUCUCUCUGUGAAACUCACAAUGACAUUAAAGUCCUCAUUACUGCCCUUGAACUCCCUGUGUGUGAUUGGGAUGAGAAAUGGAUUGAUGUAUAUCUGGACAAUAGCGUCAAGUUGCUUGAUAUCUGCAUUGCGUUCAGCUCUGAGUUGUCACGCCUGAAUCAAGGGCAUCUGUUGCUUCAGUGUGUCUUGCAUAAUUUGAAUUCCCCCAGUCCAAAGCAGUUUGUGCGUGCUCGUGCUUCACUUGAUAGUUGGAGGCAGCACAUUAAUUCAAAGAACCCAAGGCUUGAGAACUGUUUUGCCACCUUGGACAAUCUUACCACAACUCUUAACCUACCUAAGGUGAAAAACUCAGCCAAAGGCAAGGUAUUGAUGCGUGCUAUGUAUGGAGUGAAGGUGGUUACACUGUUUGUGUGUAGUAUCUUUGCGUCUGCCUUCUCAGGUUCAGCAAAGAGGUUGAUGGAUUUGCAGGUGCUUGAAACAUGCUCGUGGGCUGAAGCUUUUACUGAGCUGCAGGCUUUUGUUAAUGGCGGGAUAAGAAAUAUGGUUUCAAGUGGAAGGGUUAUGGUAUUGAGAGAGCUUGAAGCAGUUGAUAUAACUGUCAAGAAAUUGUACCCCAUGAUACAAGAUGGGGUUGGACCUGUGGAAGCUGAAGCAUUCCAGAUUUCUAUCUCGGAUAUGGGGAAGAGGACUGAGAAGCUCUCACAAGGUUUAGAUGUUCUUGCGAAGGAAGUGGAUAGCUUCUUCCAAAUUGUUCUAUCUGGACGCGAUGCUUUGCUUUGCAACUUUAGAGUGGGUUCUGAGACUAGUAAUGUAGAGGAGCAGCAAGUCUCGAGGUGAAGGAUGAUGAAGAUAAAUUCUCUCCUCUAUUCACGUGAUGGGUGUAGGUAUGGGGAUUUCUGUUAUUUGUUUGGUAAAAAUAUACCAGGUUAUCUAAUGUGUGGUAAUUGGUAUAGUUUAGCCUUUGAGUUGUGGUAUCUUCAUAUUGAAAUGUUUAGUAUGUAUCUGGAUUGUUGUGCAAUAUUAAUUAUAUAUAUAAAAGGUAUGUACUGUUGGCACAAAAAUGUGUUCAUCCUUUUGACCUCAGAAUCAUCUUUUUAAAUUUAUUGACAUGUUUUCCAUCAUGUUUCUCUUGUUUAUCUGCUGUAAUGUUGAGGCUCGUGUUAUGUAACAAGCUGACAAUUUGAAGCUUUUUUUUUUUCCUAAAUAUGCACAACUAUCGUUUUGAGGUAGCUUUCCGAAUUUUGAUGCUUACGAUGUUGAAAAGAAAGAUAAUGGGUAUGGGGUUUUCUGCAGCACUAAGUUGUGAUUUAAAUCAUUCAAUGGUAGGUAUCCCUUGCAACUUGCUAGGGUAAUA
Messenger RNA from Ilex paraguariensis (yerba mate), 1906 nucleotides. NCBI's taxonomy places the organism in Eukaryota, Viridiplantae, Streptophyta, Magnoliopsida, Aquifoliales, Aquifoliaceae. The record is from the annotation of a GenBank genome assembly.